AUGGAGCUGCCCGUCUCUUCUUCACUUGGGUGUGUAACUGGGCAAUUCAAGUUCCGCUUUAAAUCGGUGGUAUCAUACGUUGACGAACACCUGUCUGCGCUACGACCAGCACCCCCCACCCAACCCCCGUCCCCUUCCCCGCCAGCAAUGUCAGAAAUCAGAAGGAAACUCGUCAUCGUAGGUGAUGGUGCUUGCGGAAAGACCUGCUUGUUGAUUGUUUUCUCGAAAGGAACGUUCCCGGAGGUCUACGUACCUACAGUGUUCGAGAACUACGUUGCCGACGUCGAGGUCGAUGGAAAGCAUGUUGAACUCGCCCUAUGGGAUACGGCCGGCCAGGAAGAUUACGACCGACUCCGCCCACUGAGCUACCCAGACUCCCACGUAAUCCUCAUCUGCUUCGCCGUCGACUCCCCCGAUUCCCUCGAUAACGUCCAAGAGAAGUGGAUUUCAGAGGUCAUGCAUUUCUGCGCUGGCCUGCCUAUCAUCCUCGUUGGCUGCAAGAAGGAUCUUAGACGCGACCCUCGGGUCAUUGAGGAGCUGAGGAAGACGAGUCAGCGACCUGUCACACCGGAAGAGGGCAUGGCCGUAGCGCAGAAGAUCGGCGCAAAGCACUACCUCGAGUGCUCCGCCAAGACCGGCGAGGGCGUCCGCGAGGUCUUCCAGUACGCCACCCGCGCCGCCCUCCUCACCCGCGGAAAGAAGAAGCACCACUCGGGCUGCGCUAUCCUCUAA
This is a messenger RNA of Cyclocybe aegerita, 732 nucleotides long. The record is from the annotation of a GenBank genome assembly. Lineage: Eukaryota; Fungi; Basidiomycota; Agaricomycetes; Agaricales; Hemipholiotaceae.